Molecule: messenger RNA, 1566 nt
Organism: Scleropages formosus (Asian bonytongue)
Lineage: Eukaryota; Metazoa; Chordata; Actinopteri; Osteoglossiformes; Osteoglossidae
Gene: noazfp
Product: zinc finger protein 330
Exons: 10
Coding region: 192-1151 (319 amino acids)
Cellular component (GO): nucleus
Molecular function (GO): zinc ion binding
Source: RefSeq, a predicted model, not a curated record
AACGGUUUCCGGUUUCCUUUCCUCCAGUGUUAGACUAGCGGAAGCUUCCGGUCUGGGGUCUACGGUCUGUGAGCAGUGGCAGGUCCACCCUAAGUGACCCUCGUGGACACUCCAGGGGCCCCGUCUGUCCAGCUUUUCCGGCCGGGAAGGACGGCGAGAAGGACUUGGAAGAAAGGAGCCGAAGACUGAGGAUGCCCAAGAAGAAGACGGGCGCGCGCAAGAAGGCGGAGGGCCGCCGCGAGCGCGAGCGGCAGACUCGCGCCAGCAGGGAGCACGUGGACGUGGCCAAGCACCCGUGCAACGCGCCCAUGGAAUGUGAUAAGUGUCAGAGGCGACAGAAGAACAGAGCCUUUUGUUACUUCUGUGCUGCAGUACAGAAGUUACCCAUGUGUGCCCAGUGUGGCAAAACUAAAUGUAUGAAAUCCUCUGACUGUGUUAUAAAACACCCAGGGGUCCACAGCACUGGUAUGGCUAUGGUGGGAGCGGUAUGCGACUUCUGUGAGGCAUGGGUAUGCCACGGCAGGAAGUGUCUAAGCACUCACGCCUGCACUUGCCCUCUCUCGGAUUCGGACUGCAUUGAGUGCGAGAGAACAGUCUGGGAACAUGGAGGAAGAAUAUUCCGCUGCUCGUUCUGCCACAACUUCCUCUGCGAAGAUGACCAGUUUGAGCACCAAGCCAGCUGCCAGGUGCUGGAUGCAGAGACUUUCAAAUGUGUUUCCUGCAACAGACUGGGGCAACACUCUUGUCUCCGGUGCAAGGCCUGCUUCUGUGAUGAUCACACUCGCAGUAAAGUGUUCAAGCAGGAGAAGGGCAAGGCUCCGCCAUGUCCAAAAUGUGGGCACGAAACUCAGGAAACUAAAGACCUCAGCAUGUCCACCCGCUCUGUGAAGUUCGGCCGCCACGCUGGGUCCGAGCAGGGCUUCGGAGCCACUGGCUAUGACUCAUACUGGAGAAACAUGGCUUCCGGAGGUGACGACUACGAUGAUGAUGGUGAUGAGGAGGAAGAGGAUGAUGAUGAUGAAGAUUAUGAUGAAGAAGAAGAUCUGGACCAGCAGGAUGAAGAAGGAGAGGAGAAGGAGGCUGAUGCAGAAGUGGCUGGACCCCUUUCUGAGUUGCAUCUGGGCACCUCAGCCACCGGAGGGUCAGACUGAGACAGAAACUGGUUUAAUCUCUGUGUGACACAUGGGCCUUGAAUAUCAUUUUUAUCUGGGCACUAAUAUUGAACACGUCCUUUAGUUUAUUGCAUUCUCUGUAUUUGAACGUAGCAAUCAUUAAAAGACAGCAUAUCUCUCCAGUUCUGAUUGAUGCUUCCCCCCCCCCCAUUUGUGAUAUUGUGAUGACACUUAAUUUAACCUGUCAAAAACAAAUGUCUUCUUUUGGAGGAGAGUUGUAUAUUACAAGUAAUAGUGCUACUGACCAAGGUACAUGUGAGUAAACCACAGUGGUGAAUGAACUGCAUCCAGCAGACUGAAGUCCAGGAGGUGUUGCAACUUGCCUGUUAGACAUGCUGUUCAGGUUCCCCCAGAGCAUGUGAGUGACAGAGACAGUGUAUUCUACUGAUGUAUG